Molecule: messenger RNA, 982 nt
Organism: Cryphonectria parasitica EP155
Lineage: Eukaryota; Fungi; Ascomycota; Sordariomycetes; Diaporthales; Cryphonectriaceae
Product: alpha/beta-hydrolase
Exons: 4
Coding region: 1-873 (290 amino acids)
Biological process (GO): epoxide metabolic process
Molecular function (GO): epoxide hydrolase activity
Source: RefSeq, a predicted model, not a curated record
AUGUUUAUGUCAGUCGGUUACGACAUCCAACAAGGCGUCCCUGUCCCACAGAUGCAGGGGCUUCUGCAUCAUUGGAAGACUGAAUACUUGCCCAAGUGGCGCCAGCACGAAGCCAAGCUCAACGAGCUUCCAAUGUUCACCAUGCCCGUAGAGUCUGACGGCUUCGGAACGCUCGACAUCCACUUUGUCCAUGCCAGGAGCAACAACCCCAACGCAAUACCACUGCUGUUCGUCCACGGAUGGCCUGGCAGUUUCCUCGAGGUGACCAAGAUGUUGAAGGGUCUGACGAGCCCUGAGGAUGCCAGCUCGCAAGCAUUCCAUGUCGUUGCGCCGAGCUUGCCCAAUUAUGGCUUUAGUGAUGGCGUGAAGAAGAGAGGUUUCAAUAUUUGCCAUUAUGGGUUUGUACUGAACAAGCUAAUGCUGGGUUUGGGUUACAACCGGCACCACGACCAAAGUCUCCGCGGCAAUCUUGCCAUGUUUGAUUUCCUGAACCUGCUGAAGAAGCCUUGGCUCAUCCUGCUCGCCAUGCUGUGGCCGCCGUUCUGGCCAUCCAAGGACAGCAUUGCGGGGUUACGCCGAGGGCUAAACUACGCAUCCGGCGGCAAUGACUAUUACAGAUUGCAGUCCACCAGGCCGCAGACGGUUGCAUUUUGUCUCGAGGAUCCGCCGGUCGGUCUGCUGGGAUGGAUGUAUGAGAAGCUGAUCCACUGGACGGAUGAGUGCCAGUGGACAGAGGACGAAGUCUUGACAUGGGCCUCCAUCUACUGGUUCUCCCGCGCCGGGCCUGUUGCCAGUGUUCGGACGUAUUUCGAAGCCGAGAAUCCAGCCAGGGCGUGGAAUGGCUUAUCGACUGACAGGAAAUUCUGGGACUGAGUCAGUGACAGCCGUGGACCAUCCUGGGUUUCCUCGGGUGCUAAUUUCUGUUUCUAUUCGUCCCAGACCAGUCAGUUCCCCAAAGAUAUUGUCGCGAUACCCGUCAUCG